Messenger RNA from Meyerozyma guilliermondii ATCC 6260, 1200 nucleotides. RefSeq names its product histone chaperone (gene NAP1). The record is from RefSeq and is a predicted model, not a curated record. Gene Ontology annotation, molecular function: chromatin binding; histone binding. Lineage: Eukaryota; Fungi; Ascomycota; Pichiomycetes; Serinales; Debaryomycetaceae. Gene Ontology annotation, biological process: nucleosome assembly. The coding region runs from base 1 to 1200 and encodes 399 amino acids. The transcript has a single exon. Gene Ontology annotation, cellular component: nucleus; chromatin.
AUGUCAGCAAGAAACAGGCAGGGAGAUAUCUCGAAAGCGCCGACUCCCCAGAACACGCCAUCGUCGGUAACCACUUCAUACUUACGGUCCCAACCCCCAAAUGUGUCCACGAUUACUGAGGAGGAUUCGUCCAAACUUGGUGGCCAGCUCGCCAACAACCCCGCGUUAUUAUCGAUGAUUCAAGGUAAGCUUGGAACUUUGGUGGGCAAACAGAGCGGAUACAUCGACUCGUUGCCCAAAGCCGUCAAGCAAAGGGUUCUUGGGUUGAAAGCGGUGCAACAAAAACAGUUGGCUUUGGAAGCAGAGUUCCAAAAGGAGUUGUUGGAGUUGGAAAAGAAGUAUUUUAAGAAGUACGAACCAUUGUACGAGAGAAGAAAGAAGUUUGUGAACGGUGAUGCCGAACCCACCAAGGAAGAAGUUGAGGAAGGUGAAGCGUUGAACGAAAAUGAUGAAGACGAAGAAGAUGACGAAGAGGAAGAAGAACAAGAUGCCGAAGAAGAAGCACCCUCGGGUGUUCCUGGGUUCUGGCUCACGGCGUUGGAAAACCUUCCCACCGUAUCGGAGACCAUAACCGACAGAGACAGCGACAUUCUUCAGAGCUUGGUUGAUGUGCGCAUGGAGUAUUUGGACACUCCCGGUUUCGAAUUGAUUUUUGAGUUUGCCGACAACGAGUACUUUAGCAACCACAUUCUCACCAAGACUUACCACUAUCAGGCGGAAUUGGGGUACUCGGGAGACUUUGUAUACGACCAUGCCGAUGGGUGCGAAAUCAACUGGAAACUGAGAGAAAUGAAUGUCACCAUCAACAUCGAGCGGAGAAAGCAACGGAACAAGACCACCAAGCAAACGCGUACCAUCGAGAAAUUGACUCCAGCCGAAAGCUUCUUCAACUUUUUCGAUCCUCCAAAGCCUCCAGCCAAGGAUGAGCAAGACGAAGAGGAGGAAGAUGAAGAAGACGAAGAAGAUGACGAUUUGGAAGCACGUUUGGAGUUGGACUACCAGCUUGGAGAGGAGAUCAAGGACAGGUUGAUUCCAAGAGCAGUAGACUGGUUCACUGGCGAUGCGGUGGAAUUUGGGUACCCAGAUGAUUUCGAAGAUGUAGAGGAAUUCACCGAUGAAGAAGAAGAUGAAGACAGUGAAGGAGAAGAAGACGACGAGUCCAAGUCGAAGGAACAACCUCCUGAGUGCAAACAGCAAUAG